AUGGACGGAUCGAUCUUGUUCUGUUCAUAUCAAUCUUUCAUAAUUAAUAAUUUUUUCUCUUCUUUUUCUUUUUCAACACCUUUCUGUUUAAUUGCGCUUCUCUCUCCUUCCCCCUCUCCUUCCCUCUCUCCUUCUCUCUUUCUCUCUCUCUCUCUCUCUCCCUGUGUGUUUUCCUUCUCUCUAUGCUUGUUCGGAUUAGGUCUUUUCAUAUACAGUAUCUAUCUAUCUAUCUAUCUCACUAUCUCUCAGUCUGUUCAUAUCUAUCUAUUUAUCAUUCUCAGUUUGUUCAUAUCUAUCUAUCUAUCUAUCUAUCUAUCUAUCUAUGUUCAUAUCUAUCUAUCUAUCUAUCUAUCUAUCUAUCUAUCUAUCUAUCUAUCUAUGUUCAUAUCUAUCUAUCUAUCUAUCUAUCUAUCUAUCUAUCUAUCUAUCUAUCUAUCUAUCUCUUCAAACUAUAUUUCUUUCUUUCUUUCUUUCUUUCUUUCUUUCUUUCUUUCACAACCCGUUCAUAUUUAUCUAUCUACCUAUCUCAGUCUAUCGCUUACAAUCCAUUCAUAUCUAUUUAUCUAUCGAUCGAUCGAUCGAUCGAUCUCAGUAUGUCCAUUUCUUUCUUUAUUUUUUUCUUUCUUUCUCUCUCUCUUUCUUUCUUUCGCAACCCAUUCAUAUUUAUCUACCUAUCUCAUGUUAAAUACUUUUGCUACCUACUGUAUAUAUUCAUCUCGCUAUGUUCAUAUCCAUCUAUAUAUUACAAUCUGUUCAUCUCUCUUUCUCUAUCUAUCUAUCUAUCUAUCUAUCUAUCUAUCUAUCUAUCUAUCUAUCUAUCCCAUACAGCCUUUUUGUAUCUCUUGUUUUCCCGAUUCUUCUUCGUAUUUUUCUCUGGUGUGCUUUUCAUAUUUCUCUCUCACUGGCUGUUCGUAA
Molecule: messenger RNA, 915 nt
Organism: Acanthosepion pharaonis
Lineage: Eukaryota; Metazoa; Mollusca; Cephalopoda; Sepiida; Sepiidae
Source: the annotation of a GenBank genome assembly